AUGGCUCUCAAGCGAAUUAACAAGGAAUUGAAAGAUCUCGAGCGUGACCCCCCAUCGUCCUGCUCAGCCGGUCCUAUUGGUGACGACCUCUUCCACUGGCAAGCAACCAUCAUGGGUCCUGAGGAUAGCCCCUAUCAAGGCGGUGUCUUUUUCCUUUCUAUCCACUUCCCUACUGAUUAUCCUUUCAAGCCUCCAAAGAUCAACUUCACCACCAAAAUCUAUCAUCCCAACAUCAACAGCAAUGGCAGCAUUUGCUUGGAUAUCCUCAAAGAUCAAUGGUCUCCUGCAUUGACAAUCUCCAAGGUUUUGCUGUCGGUUUGCUCUCUGCUCACCGAUCCCAACCCCGAUGAUCCGCUUGUGCCCGAGCUUGCUCACAUUUACAAGACUGAUCGCGCACGCUACGAUGCUACCGCUAGAGAAUGGACGAGAAAGUAUGCUAGUAAGUAG
This is a messenger RNA of Lichtheimia ornata, 447 nucleotides long. Its product is annotated as ubiquitin-conjugating enzyme E2 4. Lineage: Eukaryota; Fungi; Mucoromycota; Mucoromycetes; Mucorales; Lichtheimiaceae. The record is from RefSeq and is a predicted model, not a curated record. Gene Ontology annotation, cellular component: nucleus. Gene Ontology annotation, biological process: protein polyubiquitination. Gene Ontology annotation, molecular function: ubiquitin conjugating enzyme activity. The transcript has 5 exons. The coding region runs from base 1 to 447 and encodes 148 amino acids.